CCUGCCUAGAUUUGGCAGCCUCGUCACAGGCAGUGAGUUUUCAACUCACUGGCCCACGUGCUCUCGUCGUCGAGAAGCCUGAAUCGAUCGAUCGAAGAGAAGGUCUCGGAUCGUAGAGUGUCUUCCGACAAUACAUCUUGUCAAAUCUCCAUUCACUCCAAGGUGCCAUGGAGGACACAUCGUCGCCACCGCCUCGCCAGCAGCAGAAUUUCCGCUCCACGGCCUCAACCAACUGGCGCGUCAGAGACGAUACACCGCGCCUGGAGCAGCAGAAUUCUCGCGCGCGGUCCAACCGCAAUCAGAAUGAGCAAAACAGUGUCAACUCGGCACAGCCCGCUGACGAAGCAUCGGGAACGAGGCUUUACAUCGGCAAUCUUCUCUACACAGCCCAGCGCCCUGACGUCGAGGAGCUCUUCACCAAGAACGGAUUCAACGUCGUCGGGGUCAGUAUGUCCACGGAUCCCUUCACGGGACGAAAUCCGAGUUACUGCUUUGUAGACGUGGAAAGCCCGGAAGAAGCCCAGAGGGCCAUGAAUGAAUUGAACGGAAUGGACGUCCUCGGUAGAGCCGUUAGGGUCAGCCCCGGGGUGGCCAGGAGACAGGGCGGCCAAGGCCAGAGCAACGCCAGUGGUGCUGGGGCGGGGAGAGAAACCAGAGUGAAGGACUUCGAGCGAGGUUGGGGGAGGGCACGAGAGUCGAAGGAGCAGAAAGACUCUGAAUACAACCCAACGUUCGAUCGCUGGAGCCGUACAGACGCCAAUUCCCACUGGACUGCGCCUCAGUCCGAAGGUCGACGGCUCUACCUUGGCAACAUGCCCCGGAUCGAGCCACAGUCAGCGCAUGACGAGGAAGUGCGGGCUCUCUUUGCCCAGUACGUGCCGGAUAUCACGCCAACGGCGGUGUCAAAGCAGAUAUCACCACGUUCCCCCAAGCCCGAACAGCCAGGAAACCAGUACUAUUGUUUUGUCGAUCUGGAGAAGCCAGAGGACGUCGACGUGGUGAUUGGAGCGUUGGAUGGCAAGGAGGGCAGCUGGGGCGGGAAUGUCAGAGUCAACCGGGCUAGAGGCUCGGACAGAAAGGUCAUCAAGGAGCAGGGCUUGGGCGGCGGCGAGCGGCGAGCGUUCGGCGAAGGGAAUUGGCGAACGCAAACCUAGGCUUGAGUCCAAUCUGGGUCUCUGGAGAAGUGGACGCCCUGUAGAUGGGGACAUUGCGAAGGAAGGGCAUCCGCGAACGCGACAACCAAGGAUUUAUAUCCCUGCACUCCCCGAGCAGGUCGGUUGCUUAGGAACUCGCAUGCUCGCUGGUCUUCUUCGAGGCUACAACGCCAUCUCGACGAUAUUGCGCGUGGUGUGAACCUACCUAGGAAACCGAAUGGAGAAAUUCGCGGCAUGCUUUCUGGAUGGCGGUAAAUGGUAAAGUACAUACAGUCGUUAUUGGAUCGGGGAAGAUUCCCAUCAAACGGGCAACUCGUUUACUACUAUUCGCCUUUUUGUUUAUAAGAGGGCGGCCACGUCAUUGUCACAGAACACUCUUUGGCUCUAUAGGACAUAGCACAUGUUCUGACUUAGGCUGUGCCGCGUCGUUUUCCAGCUUGGCUUGCUAAGGAGGUGUAGGUGUAUGUGUUGGACAUCUCGCCCUCAGAAAUUCCAUCAACGGAUACGGC
Messenger RNA from Cladophialophora immunda, 1663 nucleotides. RefSeq lists its product as uncharacterized. The record is from RefSeq and is a predicted model, not a curated record. NCBI's taxonomy places the organism in Eukaryota, Fungi, Ascomycota, Eurotiomycetes, Chaetothyriales, Herpotrichiellaceae. Bases 168 to 1154 code for a protein of 328 amino acids. Gene Ontology annotation, molecular function: RNA binding. The transcript has 2 exons.